AUGACUUCACAAAUAGUUAACGAAAACGAUACUGUUAAGCCACUGGGUUCAUCCGUUUCUACAACUAAUACACCUGAUAUAAAUGAUGGGUUUGUUCGACUUACAACUGAAGAACAAAGAGAAUUAGAACUGGAAUUACCCGAAAUUGAACAAGAAUUAACUGAUAGUGAAGAAGAAGAUGAAUUUAUUCGUCGAUUUGGUGAUAUUGAAUUUCAAUAUAUAAAACCUCCAAAACAAAAUUUUUGGUUUAAAAGACCUCAUGCUUUAAAUUUUUUUAAAGAUGGUAUUCUUUAUAGAACUAAAGGAGAACGUACAUCUACUAAAACUGAAUUAUUUUUAGAUUUACUUUAUGUUGGAAUCAUUGCUAAUUUAGCUGGUGAAGCAAGUGAAAAUGCAAGUGGUAUUGCUUUAUUAAAAUAUGUUUUAUUCUUUUUACCAACUUGGGUGGUUUGGGCUGAUAUAAAAGAUUUUACAAAUUAUUAUUAUAAUGAAGAUUUAUCACAGAAAUUGUAUAUUUUUUGGAUUUUAGCAUUAUUGACUUUAUAUAUCAAUAGUCAUUAUGCUUUAUUGGAUAGUUUAGCUGAUGCUGCUGUGACUAUAGUACCUUAUAUCUUGUGUCGUUUAUCUUUAGCAGCAAGUUUGUUUUUAUAUUCAUUUUUCAUUCCAGAACAUAGAGCACAAUCUAGAUUAUAUUCAGCUAUGAUUCUAGUUACUUCAUUAUGUUGGAUUGCAGUUAUAUUUGUUCCAGUUAGAGUGAAAAUUGGACUUGCAUUUGGAUUUUUAUUCUUGGAACAAGUUUGUUUUAUGAUUGCUUAUCAUCCAUGGACUAAAAAAAUGAUGAAUUUAACUACAUCUACAGCUUUAAAUAUUGAACAUGAAGUUGAAAGAUUUGCUGUUUUUGUUACCAUUGCAAUUGGUGAAUUUUUAUACAAAGUAGUAGCUCCUGGUAAUUUAGGUAUUGGAUUUAGUGAUAAAUUUGGUCGUGGGAUUUUCUUAUUAGCUGAUGCUUAUAUAUUAUUUUGGAUUUAUAAUUAUGGUUCAACAUCUCAAAAAGCAAUACAUCCUUUACGUCAUAGUGCUUGGUCAGCAAUGGCAUGGAUUUAUGCCCAUGUUCCAUUAAUUGCCGCUUUGGUGUUGGCAGCUGAUGCAGGAGGUGAUUUAGCUUCACUGGAUAUCACAAGCACUAAGAAACUUCAUCAUGGUCCAUUAUCUGAACGUAAUGAAUCAGUUAUUGAAAUUAAUGGAGGAGGAGGAGAAGGAGAAGAAGAAGAGAAAAAUAUGUAUGCUUUGUCUUUCUUUUAUACUGGUGGAAUUGCUGUAUCAUUGAUUAGUAUGUUUGUUUUAGGUUUAGUUGAAAAAAGUAGAGAUCCAAAGGGUUUACAUAUCCUUCCAAAAAACUUACGAGUUGCUUUAAGAUUACCAAUUGGUGUUGGAAUAGUCAUGUUGAGUUUUGCUGAAAUGAACACCACUUUGUUAAUGGGUAUCGUAACUAUUAUGUUGUUGGUAUUGUUGGUUUAUGAGAGUGUUGUAUCAACACCAAUGGAAUGUUGGUAUAAAAGAAACCAAUCAAUUGGAACAGCUACCACUACAGACUAG
Molecule: messenger RNA, 1596 nt
Organism: Candida tropicalis MYA-3404
Lineage: Eukaryota; Fungi; Ascomycota; Pichiomycetes; Serinales; Debaryomycetaceae
Exons: 1
Coding region: 1-1596 (531 amino acids)
Source: RefSeq, a predicted model, not a curated record